Corylus avellana is the source of this 923-nucleotide messenger RNA. RefSeq lists its product as uncharacterized. The record is from RefSeq and is a predicted model, not a curated record. NCBI's taxonomy places the organism in Eukaryota, Viridiplantae, Streptophyta, Magnoliopsida, Fagales, Betulaceae.
UCAGUGUCUUAUUCUUCUUCCUGGAGGUAUCUGGGUUGCCUCAAGCUCACAGUGCUCCACAGAGAAAUCAGAAAUGGCAAUAACCAGCACACUUCCAAGCUCCACAUCCCCUUUACAAAACCAUAAUCAUCUCACAAUUCCAACCAGAACCCAUAUGAUCAAAUCCCUUUCCAAUUCCAUUAUCCCAACAACCCAAAUCACAUCAAAAUCACAUGAGAACAGAAGGGAAAAGAUGGAGGCCACAAUACCAACCAUGUCGGAGAUAUUGAAGGCGUCAAGAGCCCAGAAGGUGGACCUCCAGCUCCAAACUCUGGGACCCUUUUUCAGAAUCACGGCAAAGAGCUUGGAAACCCAGAAAGAUCUUGGGAAGGCUGAGGGACUGAUAAGGGUGUGGGUGAGAGGGAAAAUUCUCCACCUGGACUCCAUUAGAUUGAGAAGAGAGACGGUGGGCAUGGAGAAAUCUAUCUUUGGGAUCGGUUUGUUCAUCGGAGCUGUCGCCGUCAGGUAUGGAUAUGAUUGUGGUUGCAAGACAGCUGAGUUACUGGCCAUCAAUGACUCCGAUCUUUACCAUUCUAAGCUUGUUAGAUUCUACACUAGAAUUGGGUUCAAGGCUGUGCAUGAAGUGAGCGGUUCGAGGGUGGGAGAUUAUGGGCACAUGUUGGUUUGGGGAGGAAUUGGUACUCGAAUGGAUGCCAUUGUUGAAGAUCUUCUUAUAAAAUGGUGCACCAGGUUCAAGUUUCGGAAUUGAAGUAAUGCUGCUGAGCUUCAUACACCUUUUUUUCUUUCUUUCACCGUUGUUUUGGCUACAUUCAAUAAAAAGAUUCAAAGGUCGAAUUCCGAGCCAUCAGCGGGAUUUGUUUGUUAAACCCUUUUACCCUUUGUUACUGUGGACUUUGUUUGUUAAACCCUUUUACCCUUUGUUA